CAUGCUCUACUCAAAACCCUAGAUACUGGUUUAAAUUCAACAAGCGCCGUAGGUUCUAUAUCUUUGCUUCUGCUUCGUCGUCGACCCCAACUUAUACUCAGCAGCCAUGGCCGUCGGGAAGAACAAGCGAAUCUCCAAAGGAAGAAAGGGAGGCAAGAAGAAGAUUGUUGAUCCUUUCUCCAAGAAGGAUUGGUAUGACAUCAAGGCUCCCUCUAACUUCACCCAUAGAAAUGUCGGGAAGACACUUGUUUCCAGAACUCAGGGUACCAAGAUUGCUUCAGAGGGUUUGAAACACAGAGUUUUCGAGGUGUCUCUUGCUGAUCUUCAAAAUGAUGAGGAUAACGCUUACAGGAAGAUCCGUCUCAGAGCUGAAGAUGUUCAGGGAAGGAAUGUCUUGACUCAGUUCUGGGGAAUGGACUUCACCACUGAUAAACUCAGAUCCUUGGUGAAAAAGUGGCAAACUUUGAUUGAGUCUCAUGUUGAUGUUAAGACCACCGACAACUACACACUGAGACUGUUCUGCAUUGCUUUCACCAAGAGACGUGCUAACCAAGUCAAGAGAACUUGCUAUGCUCAGUCAAGCCAAAUCCGUCAGAUUCGCAGCAAGAUGAGGGAGAUUAUGAUCAAGGAAGCUUCCUCUUCUGACCUCAAGGAGCUUGUUGCCAAGUUUAUUCCAGAAUCUAUUGGUAAAGAGAUUGAGAAGGCAACUCAGGGCAUCUACCCUCUUCAGAAUGUUUUCAUCCGUAAAGUCAAGAUCCUCAAGGCUCCCAAAUUCGACCUUGGAAAGCUCAUGGAGGUUCACGGAGACUACACAGCAGAGGAUGUUGGUGUGAAGGUUGACAGGCCUGCCGAUGAGACUGCCGUCGAGGAACCUACUGAGAUCAUUGGUGCCUAAGAUAUGUUUCCGAAGAAAUGUUAGAAUUGAGCGAUCGUUUUGACUUCUUCUAAGCUUUAGUUUCUUAAAUGCUUUGUGUCUUUUCAAACUCGUUUGGUCCCUCAGCUUCUUGUUUUUGAUGUAUUUGUGCCUUUUCUCAGUAUAAACUUGCCAGUUUUGGAUAAUUUAUGCAACCGCUUCUCCCAGACA
This is a messenger RNA of Raphanus sativus (radish), 1084 nucleotides long. Its product is annotated as 40S ribosomal protein S3a-2. Gene Ontology annotation, biological process: translation. The coding region runs from base 107 to 895 and encodes 262 amino acids. The record is from RefSeq and is a predicted model, not a curated record. The transcript has 6 exons. Gene Ontology annotation, cellular component: cytosol; ribosome. Lineage: Eukaryota; Viridiplantae; Streptophyta; Magnoliopsida; Brassicales; Brassicaceae. Gene Ontology annotation, molecular function: structural constituent of ribosome.